Molecule: messenger RNA, 283 nt
Organism: Funneliformis mosseae
Lineage: Eukaryota; Fungi; Glomeromycota; Glomeromycetes; Glomerales; Glomeraceae
Source: the annotation of a GenBank genome assembly
AUGCCAUCAUCAUCACCACGUGUAGUAACAGGUGGAGUAACGACACCAUCAGAGCCAUCAUCAUCAAUUUCAGAAAUACAAGUUGAAACGGAAAAAAGUCCUACAUGUGGUUAUACGAGCCUAACGGACCUUCCUCCAAUAAAGGUGAAUAAAUCAACUUCAACACAUGAAGAUGGGAUAAUCUUUCAUCCAUCUUCAAAUAAUCACUACUCAAGAAGAACGAAGGAUACUAAACCUACAAGUGCAACUUCACACCAACGUCCAAUGAUAAACACUUCAUUUU